AUGCUGGACCCUCAUUCCCUACACAUCCAAUGGCAAUCUGCUCCAGGCCACCCUCUCAAGCCCGUUCCCCUGUCAAUCAAGGACAGCUGGAACCCUUAUUUCCGCCAGCCUCCCCUGAGCUUGGCAAAGUCUCUCUUGAGUGGGUCAUCUGCCUCCUUUGGGGACUCCAAGGUUUGCACCAAUGUCAAAAACAUCUCCCAGACAGUCAAUGUUGUCAAGGAUGGGCUUGCCCAACUCCAGCUUGCCUGGGGCCCCCACACCCCAGAAGAUCAAAAACCCCCUGCGGUUGAGGAAACUCCCAGGGCCGCGCCCAAAGCCAAGCCUAUUGGCAAGGCUCAACCCUUCCUUGGGGCCCCAGCCCCUAUCAUCUCCACAGGGGCCCCUAGACGCAACCCCCUUACCCUCUUCAACCCCUAUCCCUCCUUGUCUUUCCCUUUGGGACCGGCUCCAGCAACCCAAGGACCUCCACCAGCACCCCAAGUCACUCCGGCGCUGCCUCCAGCAGCCCCCUCCACUGUAAAAGUGGACCAUCCAGAUGCCUUUAAAGGCAAGAUUGGCUCAGAGGCCAAGCAAUGGCUAACACAAAUGUUAGCCUGGGUUUGCCUUAAUCAAAGGCAGUUCCCAUUGGACAUGGAGGUCCUAAGCUUCCUAUUGAUGAACAUGAUGGAAGCUGCUGGGGCCUGGGCCCAUCCCUACCUGGACCAACUUGGGUCCCAUUGCACCAUCAUCCAGACUGUGGAUGAUUUUAAAAUCAAGUUCCUGGCUGCCUUUGGCAACCCAGAUGCAACCAGAGCAGCAGACCAAUUUGCAUGUGGGCUUCACUGGGAGGUCCAAAAACAGAUUGCCACAAGGGAGAGGCAACCCUGCACCCUGAGGGAGCUGCAAGACACAGCCCUCAUCAUCAACAACGCCCUCCGCAAGGAGAGAGCCAGCCACCCGCAACAGGGUAUUAAGUCUGGUAAAUCUUCUUCCACCCCCAACCGGGGGGCAAGUACUGGCCAACAGGCCACAAAAACCAGUCCCCUCUCCUCCAAUCCCAACUACGUCUUGGAGGAAGAACGCAACUGCUGCUGCGCACAAGGCCCCUGUGUGAAAUGCAGAAAGCCAGGACACAAGUUUGCCAAGUGUAGAACCAGCUGGAAGGCAACCCCAAAGGAGGAUAAAGGGAAGCCAAAGGAAACCACCAAGAUUGGCAAAGACUCCAAGUACCAAUUGGGAAAAGAGUAA
This is a messenger RNA of Rhizoctonia solani, 1227 nucleotides long. Its product is annotated as Retrotransposon-derived protein PEG10. The record is from RefSeq and is a predicted model, not a curated record. The transcript has 3 exons. NCBI's taxonomy places the organism in Eukaryota, Fungi, Basidiomycota, Agaricomycetes, Cantharellales, Ceratobasidiaceae. Bases 1 to 1227 code for a protein of 408 amino acids.